Polypterus senegalus (gray bichir) is the source of this 10325-nucleotide messenger RNA. RefSeq names its product MAX dimerization protein MGA a (gene mgaa). The transcript is spliced from 24 exons. The record is from RefSeq and is a predicted model, not a curated record. The coding region runs from base 161 to 8416 and encodes 2751 amino acids. Gene Ontology annotation, biological process: positive regulation of DNA-templated transcription; cell fate specification; regulation of transcription by RNA polymerase II. Gene Ontology annotation, cellular component: nucleus. NCBI's taxonomy places the organism in Eukaryota, Metazoa, Chordata, Cladistia, Polypteriformes, Polypteridae. Gene Ontology annotation, molecular function: DNA-binding transcription factor activity, RNA polymerase II-specific; protein dimerization activity; RNA polymerase II cis-regulatory region sequence-specific DNA binding.
AUUGUAGAUGUUUUCAAAGCAAGAGAAUCGACGACUGGCAAAACGAGAGCUGUUGGUUGAGUGUUCGAUAAACAGCUUUCGCAGCAGCAUGCAGAUUGCUGAAGUGGGCUUUUAAGGUGAACCCAUUCAUCGUCCAUUUGAGCUUUCAGUUCUGGUGGUAAUGGAGAACCAGACCACGAUGGUCUUGAGACCUGAGAGUGGAAAUAUCGUUUCCCCUAGCCCUGCUGCCAGUGCACCAACGUUUUUUGUUAUUCUGAAGCAAGGUCAGACAGGGGAGGAUGGAAAUGAUCAGCAGGGUAUUUUGGUGGCCAAUCAGGAACUGAAUCUACCUGUAAAUGCAGCGACAUGUCUAUCAAACACUUCUCUUCCAAUGCUUAUCACUCCUAAGGUUCCUUCACCAGAAAAAACUGUUUCUUCUGUAAAAAGCACAGUGGACAAUCUUUCAGCAGUAUGUUCCUGCAAAGGGGUGCGGGUCACCCUGGAUAAUAACAAUAUGUGGAAUGAGUUUUAUAGAUGCAACACUGAAAUGAUACUCACAAAACAAGGUCGUCGUAUGUUUCCUUACUGCCGUUUCCGCAUUUCUGGCUUGGAGCACUUCCAACGGUAUAUUUUGGUAAUGGAUAUCAAUCCUGUGGAUAAUGCCCGUUAUAAAUGGAAUGGACAAUUCUGGGAGGCAUGUGACAAAGCAGAACCUCACAUUCUGGGUCGGGUUUUUAUCCAUCCGGAAUCUCCAUCCUCUGGACACUAUUGGAUGCAACAGCCGGUCUCCUUUUACAAACUAAAGCUCACAAACAACCCCCUAGAUCCUGAUGGCCAUAUCAUCUUGCAUUCUAUGCACCGUUACCUCCCCAGGCUACAUAUUGUACCUGCAGAUAAAACAACAGAGGUCAUCCAGCUGAGUGGACCUGAAGUGAUGACUUUCACUUUUCCUCAAACUGAGUUUUUUGCUGUCACUGCAUAUCAGAAUUUGCGUAUUACUCAGUUAAAGAUUGACUACAAUCCCUUUGCCAAGGGCUUCAGGGAGGAAGGCCAGUGUUGCCGGCCAUCAAAACCCAAACUAGAGUCGUCUAGCGAUUUGGAAGGUUCAGAAGCCAAGUCUGUAUUGUCUGCAAUUGAUCUCAGUAAGUCUGGCACUAAAGUCAAUGUGGAUGGUGUAAAAUUGCCCUUGAAGACACUGAAGUCCUUGUUCCAAGCAAAUGAGCCUCCAGAUGAAUUGUUGGAUCAAGAGUUUUUCAGUAAUAAGGAUUAUGAUAUUGGUUUAAUGGAGAAUAACCCCUUAUUUAACACUAGACAUGAAACUGAAAACAAGUCUUCCUGCAAUACUAUGAAAUGUGCAUAUAUUACAGACACUACAUCAACAACCGAGUUCAAAGAUAAUGAUGUGAGGAUUAAAGAGGAGCCAUUUGAUGAUUAUGACUAUUGUACAGGAUCUGUGUUGGACUGUGUUGACGGGGUUAUUGACAGUCAUGGUAGCCUAAAGGAGAAAGAACUUUUAAAUGCACAACAAAAGUAUGGACCUACUGGGGUUGCCAAGGCCAAAAUGAUAAAACAGGAGAGUGGGAAAAAACCUCUUGUCUUGUUUGGGCUUUCUUCUCCGUCCAAAUCUACUCGGAUUUCUCCUGAAACAUCAAAUCCUGAUAUUUCUCCCUUAACAUUUGCAAAGACACAGAACAGUAGUUAUACACCUGCUGAUGUGAUGCCUAAUAUUGUGCUGACUUCACAAUCUUCACGUGGAAAAUCAUUAAAGACUGCUGUUUUCAAACUACCAGUGAAUCAUCAAAAACCACAGAUUAAAAGGGAAUGUACCAUUUCUAACCUUAGGGCUAUUGCUCCCAAGCCAGAUUCUAUGAUGAACACAGAACCCUCACCUAGCAAUGCCAAAUUGGUUUCCUGUUCUAAUGGUCUUUCAGCAGAAGACACCUGGAAGAAAUCUCGCUACCUCAGCAAUAAAAUGACAAAAUGUUCCUCUGCAUUGAAAACUGAAUCACCUACUAUUCAUACCUUUAAAAAAAGACGUUCACGAAAAGUGAGGUUCGGAAAGGGGAGGUCCUACAGAAAGAUUGCAAUAAGCAGUGCAGCUUCAGCAAUGGAAAUAACUCCUGAUACAACCAUGCAGCCAGACUUGGAGGAUGUGGAAGGAGUCCUUUUCGUUUCUUUUUCCUGCAAGGAAGCACUUGAAGUUCACUUGGGAGACCAGCUGCAGACAGAGGAGACAAAAGCACCCCACAAAUCUCUUGAUGAUAUGGAGAAGAGAAUUACUAGUGAAUCUGUCCUAGAUACUGAACCAGAAAUUGUGGAAACUGAACCAGAAAUUAUCGCUCGACAAGAAAAGAGACUGCUUAAUGAUCUGAAGCGUUUCAGAUACAAGCAGGUUAUUCAUCCUGUGUUACAAGAAGUUGGAAUAAAACUGAGUCUUAUAGACCCAACCUUGGCUAUUGACCUACAGUGGCUUGGUGUGAAAUUGCCUUUGCCACCCCCAGUCCAUUUGACAGAUUCGCGUGAAUAUCCUGCAACUCAAGAUACAUGCUCAGAUGGAAACAUUCCUUUCAUCUCUAGGACAGGGAAAACAAAUGAUUUCACCAAAAUAAAAGGAUGGAGGGAAAAAUUUAAUUUGAACACAGAGGGUGCAUCCUCUAAAAGUGAGGGCCCUAGCUGCACUGAAGCUAUUUUAAAAAAUCGUUCUGCCUUCUGUAGUGACGUGUUGGAUGAAUACCUGGAGAAUGAAGGCAAACUAAUAGAUGAACGUGCUGCCAGCUUUUCUCCUGCUGUUGCUUCUUCACAAGUUGUCUACCAACUUCCCACCAAGAGUACAAGUUAUGUACGCACUCUGGACAGUGUUCUUAAAAAACAGGCACCUCCCUCACCCUUUCCAAGCUUAACAUUUAAACCAAUUCCUGCCUUACCCAAGAAACUAAAGCCAAUGCCAACACACACAAUUACAUCUAAGGUAGUUGCCUCAAAAUCAGCCAUAAAAAGAAAAAAAUUUUCCCAUCUUCACUCUAAGCCUGGGCCCAAGUCCUCUGUUAAUAGAAAACUUCCAGUACCCCACAGACGUUCUAAGCCUGGACCAAAGCCUAAACAAAUACAAAUAGCUCAUCUCUCUAUGUCACCACCUCCUGAGAUUAUUAAAUCUGCCUCGAGUGACAAUUUGGAUAUGGUAGAAAAUAUUGAUGUUGUGUAUUCAAAGCAAGAUGAAAACAUUUCAGAAAAGGCAAGUGUGAGUCCCCGUAGUGUGGGACUUGCAAAAUCUGUAGUGAAGCUUAUGGAUCUUGAGGAUGGAGCACGUUGGGAAGGGAAGACACGUACCUUUAUCACUGAGGAGCGUGCUGAAGUUGCUCUUAGCUCACUUCUCACAGCUCAGGGAACACUGAAAAGUAAACCGCCCUGCAAAAUCACCAAACGACGUACCCCUCCUUGCCUGAAUGAUUACUGUCGGUUGGGCUGUGUAUGUGCCAGCCUUGCACAGGAGAGGAAGAGCUCUACUCACUGCCGCAAACCUGAAUGCAUGUUUGGCUGUACAUGUCUGAAAAGGAAAGUGGUACUGGUUAAAACUGUAUCAAAGCGGAAGAAGUUGGUCAAUACAGCCAUCCGUGAAAAUCUUAUUUUUUAUGGUGCUCUUGGGGAGGAACAACAGACAGAGCCUGAAACUAAACCUAAAAAGAAGAAAAAGAGACGAAUUGAAUAUGCAAUCUCGGAACCUGAACCAGAGCCUGAACCAGUGCCCCGAGUUCUCAGCCUUUGGAACCGGCAGGAAGAAGAGAUUGAUCCAGAACCAGUGUUUGUUCCAGAAUCUUCACCUGUAUUACCACCUACAUCUCCUCCUCUGUCACCCAAAAUCAAGAGGGUGAAGUAUGCCAGUGGAAGAGGUUAUACUCAGAGUCCACCAAUGAAAGAUGAAGACAAAGAUCCAGUGUAUUUAUACUUUGAGAGCCUUAUGACCUGUGCCAGAGUCCGAGGAUACAGCAAAACUUCUCCAAAACCAUGUAGCAGUAUGCAGGGAGACAUUCUGCAGAACAUUAUUACACAAGAUGUUCAAGGUGAUAAAACGCAAUCUUUCCAAAAGGUGAAAAAUAAAAGAAAUGCUUUGAAUAAUGCGAAGAAGACAAAAUUAAAUACUUCAAUGCAGAGUGUCUCUAAAGAACCAAGAAAGCAGGUAGAGGUCAUCUCUAACUGUAACUGGGAUAGUGGACGUAGUAAAAUCCUGAAUACUCUGUCCCAGAAAAUGAAUAGUUCAGAUGAAAUUGAAUCUUUCAGUGUUGGUGGUUACAAUAUUGAAAGGGUGUCUCAGACAAAGAAACGUGAUGGCUCUGGACUGAUAAUUGUAUACAAAAUUCGGAUUACCCGUUCAGAAGGGGAUGACAUAGAGGCAGAACCUACAGAGGAGUGUGAAGAGGACCAAGGGCUAAUGAAAAAUGAAUUGAACAAGGCUUCUCAACAAGAAGAGCAGGAAACGGUUGUUAAAGAGCCUCCAACUGAACAACUUGCAGAGAAAGAACUUCCUGUGAGGAAAGCACUACCAUUAUACACAGGAGUGUCCCCAGCAGGCAUUCUUACAGCCAAAACAAAAGAUGCUGAUAGUGUUCAUCAAGCUGAUAUUGAGGUCAAUGGCAAAUCUUAUCCUCAGGCAAAGCUGCUGCUGGGUCAGAUGGGUGCAUUGCAUCCAGCAAAUCGACUGGCUGCCUACAUCACAGGUAGACUGCGUCCAUCCUCUUCAGAUUUGUCACAUCUGACUUUGUCUAUGUCCAAGAUGAAGGGAACUGAAAAGGAAAAUUCAAAGGAAGGUGUCAAUCCCAAAGAAGGUUUAUCAAAGCAUCAGCAACUUGUAUCAUCCAGUACUUUGGCAGUCAAUACCACGGUUCCUUCAGUCAAAGCAAGCAGUGGUGACAGCACUAACAAACAGCCUCAGUCAACCAAAGCAAACCCUGCCAAGAUUGCAACUCCACUGCUGACAGUACCUUCUGGAAUUAAAUUAGCUGAGCAGAAUCCUGGAACCCGCCUUCUUCUGAUUCCAGUUCAAUCUGGCGGUACUAAUGCAAAUACUUCCAGUGUACCUUUGGGCCCACCCCCAGGGCAGAAACUGAUCCUGCAGCCCAUUCGCUCUGCCACAGGGACCAACUUAUACCGCCACCCAAAUGGUCAGAUAAUCCAACUUGUCCCCCUGAAUCAACUACGAGCAGGCGUCUCAUCUAAUCCUCAACAAAUGAUAAUUCAGAAAACGGCGCCUGCGUUAACUGCACAAACAGCACCUCAGCAGCCUGCUUCUGAUUCUACAGUCACAACAAAGCCAGUAUUAAGUGCAGCUCUUUCUUCUGGAAAUUCUGUAAAGUCUGGAGUUGAGUCUUCAGUCUCUCCUCCUCCAGCAGAAACAACAAGCACAAAUACGGGAUCUCUGCCCUCUACUAUUUCUGUUAAUUCAGCUCCGGCAACACAGCAAGUUGCUACAUCCAGUUUUGUCAGCCAGCCCGGAACUUUAACUUUGAGAAUUUCUCCCCAGGGCUUAACUAAAGUGGUAUCAUCAGGACAAGAGACAAAAUUAAUCACCUGCAACUCUUCUGUAGAAGGUGGCAAUUCUACUGGUUUUCUGCCUUUGCAGGCUAGCAGCUUUGCUCUGCUUCAAGUUCCAAAAUCAUCUUCAACUCCUACAACUAAUAUUGUUCCAAAAGUUCAAGUUGAAAUUGAGAGGUGCACACAGGGAUAUAAGAAAUUCAUCCCUAUUGUUCCUUCAAACAAGCCUAAACUUCUAGAUAACACAGAAAUAAAAGAUGAACCAAAAACGAUUUCUAUACUAGCAUCAAAUGAGAAGAAAGAAGAGCAUUCAGUGGAAGAGGUCAGAACAUCACCCAUUGAAAUAAAUGAAAAAGACCUGAAGAAACCUUGUAAAUCAAAUGAUGAAAAGGUGUUCUCAAACAAGAUUGAUACUGCAACAGUUAGCACUAAUCACACGUGCAAUAGUGAUGAAAAUUCAAAUGAGGAUGCGAAGGAAACCAAAAUUGAUCACUCGUAUACUUCUUGUCAGGAGAGUCUUCAGGAAUCAAGUUGUCCUGUACCAGAUAAGACAACUAGUCCACCAACACACAGAUUCUCUGUUGCUAACAAGACCGUGCUAGACCUCAAAACUCAGCCUGUUCUGGUACUUUGUGGCAGUUCAAAAACUUCAGCUACAACCCUACGUGACGCUGUAGAGACCAAUGCUGAGAAACCUCAGGUCUGCGGGCAACAACCUGAUGCUUCGGACAGUGAUCAGCAUAUUGCAUGUGGCAGUCCUCUCUCUGAACAGAAAGAGGAAGGCAAGAGCAGAAGUGAGUUUUUGCAAGACUCUCUCGAAGAUUGCCAGGAUUUGACUGAAAAGUUGAGCAAGUCCGUUAAAGAAAAAAUGGGUGAUAUUUCAGAUGAUUGUUACAAGUCAGAGACUGAAGAUGAUCUGCGGAGUACAGAAGACAACACUGAUGAAUGGUCGGCGUCGAGUGAUGCAAGUUCCAUAGAUAUAGAGACUGUAGAGGAGCUAUCGGAGAAAAGCCGUAUUGAAAGGAUGAAAGACUCCAUUGCUGAUUUUAAACUUGACAAAGUCAAGAAAAAAGCAUUGGAAAAAGAUCCAGACAAAUUGCCAUCAGAUAGUAUGGAAGACCUACAGUACAGUGGCAGUGCUCAGACUUCUCCCCGUCUAAACCACACAGCCACAGAACGGAUGCGCCGCUUUGAAAUUCGGUUCCGUUUUGACAAGUUGAAAGAAGUGUUAGGUCUUCUGGAUCUACCAAAAGCAUCAAAGUUUUAUAUCCUAAAGCAGGCCUGUAAUGAGAUCCAAGCUCUUGUGGACCAGUGUGACCGCCUAGAAGCACAGAAAAAUCUUCUCAUUCAAAAGAGGUCUGUUCUUAUCAAGAAAACUGCUGUCUCCUCAGGUAAAACAGAAGAUAUGAUAUUAAAGAAACUGGAGUAUAUUUGUAGCAAGCAAAAAAUACUUGAAGCUCAAAGGAAGAAAGCAGGAAAGAGUGCAAGCACACUGUCUACUGCCAAGGAUACUGAGAAGACAAUACCAUCGCCAAAGUCAAUUUCUGAGGCAGCUUUAAGUAUUGACUGCUUGGCAUCCACUAGUGCUUCUCCUGGGAAACCUCUGAUUUUGUCCAAGAGAAAAUUACCUUCGAAGAGCACCAAAGAUGUCAUUUCUGGUCCUUCAAUGGCAGAAACACCCUUCAUCAAGACAUCAGCCAACAUCGCGCUUGCUUCCCAAGCUCAGUUUAUCUCCUUGAAUACUCCCUUGGUGUGUGUCAGUCCGGCUGGCUCUGCCGUGCUUCAGCCAAGUCCUCCUAACGUUGCUACGAAGAUAGAAGGACUGCCUGUCUCAUCCAUUCCAGGCAUAUCUUCUGUAACUAUUCAGCUACCAGGAUUGUCUCUUCCACUUCAGAUGAAGAACUGUGUUUCUGAUGUUGGGAAGCUUGAAGAAGCUGAGAAGAUUGAACAACCAGCAGAACAAGAAGGAAAUGAAGACUCUGUCAUGCCAACUAUAGUAAAUGUGACUUCAUUGGCAUCCAGCAAUGCCUUCUCUUUAAUGGAGAAUUGGGAAACUUCACUUAGUCAAACUGCGCCCAGUCCUCUGCUUCUCGGAGCUGAGAAUCAUGAAGGUCCACUACAGGAUUGUUCCCAUACUGUGAUUAAAAAUAGACAGAAUUCUGUUAAGCUAACCGAAACAAGUAAAGAGGACUUAUCUGAAGAUGAAGAACAUCUACAAAAAGAUCCCAGGCAAUGCAUUUCAAAAGACACAGUUGAACAAAAGAUGAAAAAAUGCACUAAAUUUCCUGACAAAGGCUUCAUACCUAGUCAGGGGGAGGAGGCCACAUCCGGCAAUGAGCAACCAGAGCAUAAACCUCUUUCUACCCUUUUAAAUGAAAUUGUAUUCUUAAAUCAGUUCAACAACAAAAGUGAAAAUGCUCAUUUGGCCAAAACACCGCUGGCACAAAGGACACAUCAGCCACAUGGGGGAAGGCUGAGUGAGGAGCAAGGCAGUGAAGUAGAUUGCCACAAACUGCAGGAAGAUGCUGAUGGAACACCUAGUCCACUGGUCCUCCAAUUAGACGAGGACACACUUGAAACCAGCCAAGGUGGAAAAACUGAGAAUGUGAACAAUUCCAGUACGCAGAACCCCUCGGACUGUGGACCUGAUUUAAACUGCAGCAGCAGCAGUGACACCCUAAGCCCUCCUCCCUUGCUGCAAAUGAAAGUAGGCAGCAACACUACAGGUGGCAAAGGAGAUCCUGACUUUUCAUGGAGGCCUAUGCCUCGCUUGGUCCCACUAGGACUCAAAGUUAGUAAUAAUUUGGAUUCUUCCAUUCAGAGCACUAAAGCCAUGCCAACACUGGCCUCUGUCUCUGCGGGCAAAGAAGCAACCCUGGCAGGCAGCUCCCCCUUCGCUCAGUCCUGCUGACAUCAGCAAUUUUCAGGGAAAACUUUUAGUAUAUGUAAAAAUAAGAAUAAGAACCUGUUAAUAUGUAUCUAUUUAUAAAUCCAAAAGUUCCGCCUGAUGUGCCUCGGAUGACCGGAGGAAGGAUAUUUGUUCAAAAGUUUGAGCAUUUAUAGCCUGAAGGUUUUCCUGCUGCUUAAGGCUUUUUUUAUGUCUGCCCCCAUCCUCCUUUCUACUUCUUGAAAUUUGUUUUCUCUUGUCUGGACAGUAAAAGCUGCUUUAAGAAUUCUCUGGAAAUGCUGUUUUUCUUUACUGUUUGAAAUGUUUACUUUAAGGAAUUAUGCUUUCUUUUCUCUCUCUCUCUCUUUUUUUUUUUAUUAUAUAAAUAAACAACUUUGUAGACUGCAGUAAAAGCCCUCACACAUUACAUAUGUGGAUACCACAGCCAUUCCUGUCCUAAGAAUUACUUUUAAUUUAUAGGAUUUACUUUAGGCUCCCACAAAAUGUGUCUGCCCCGUUUGAGAUUGCAGACAAAAUCUCUUUCCAUCCACUGGGAGUCUCAAACAUACCUAACGCUAUGAACACGCACUUACAGAGAAGGGCUGAUCUUUUAGUGUGUAGUGUGUUAUCAUGAACUGCCUGAGGAAGACGAGGAGUUUCCUUUCACUCUGGCCUUUACUAGGCAUCAGUUCUUGGUUGAAUUGAACCUUUGCUUUUUCUUAUGUUAUCGUUCACAUGCAUAAUUUAUUUUGUUACUUUUAUGUCUGGUGAGAGAUUAAUUUGUGGGCAAUUUCAGAUGGCUUUGAUACACUGUUACCCAUGUUCACCUUUCAGCCCUCUUGACAUUUGAUUUGUUUUUCUGUUGAUAUCAUCUGAAGCUUUGUAUUUAAUAUUACCUGUGUUAGUUUUGUAUAGUAGUCCAAUGUUGAUGUCUUUGGAAUCCACUUUUAUUUAUGUCUGAUUACUGUGUAAUAUUAGAGAACACCGAGUGAAACAGCUGCUUAGAGAAAAAUAUCAUCAGUUGUUCUCUUACUAGUGUUGAUGUACUGUUUGUUGUUUGUUUCAGUUCUGUCAGAAUCACUCCAAAUCAGUUUAAUUUGUAACACAGUGCAGCCUAGGGGAUUCCUAAAGGGCAAGCAUUUCUGUUACAGGAAAAUUCUGAAUGAGACCUGCAGGAGCUGCGUUACAGUAGGUCACUUUUCAGUUUCAAGAAAUCUUAAGUGAUGAUGGUGGGGAAAAUGAGAUUUCCUGUCCCAGUGCUGGUACUGUUGAUCAGGAGAGCCCACUGAGAAUUCUGUUUUACUCCAUUUACAGUAUAUAAAGCUAAUUCAGUGUAUUUAUGGUUUUGGUCAUAUCUGUGCCAAGGUGCUCUUCAGCUUGUUUCAGCUGCUUAAAGGUAAUGUGAAACUAAAAGUCUCUUGGCUUUCGAUCAACCUUGUCCUGAAACUGCAUGUUGUACAUUUUCCUGACCACUUCUCUUCUGCACGUGGCUUAUGUGCCAGAGUGUAGAUAUUGUUUAGUGUUUACUGAAGUGAUCAGCUUCCAAUGAUGAGGACGGUUCACUUCUCAAAGGAUCAUGCAGCCUUCCACAUUUCCCUUUCCCCGAGUCGUCUUUCAUGAAACAGAAUCACAGCCAAAUAAACUUCAGGAAAACUUUAGCUCUGUAUGUUUUUGUUUGAGGAGGGAUGAGGAGUUGUAAAUAUUUUUCCGCCAUUUUAAAUGCUCAUAAUGUAUAUUUCCAUUAUGGAACCCGUCAUUGGGUUUUUGUUUUCAUAGACCAGGCAGUUUUGCACAUUUCUGUCUGCUUUUGUUUCAAAGAAUACACUAUUUUUAUAACAUUGAUGAUACAAAUGAUUCAUUGCAUACUGGUGUCUCCAUAUUGUAGGCAAAAAAUGGAGAUUUUUGUGGCCUUCAAAUAAAAGAUUAUAAAACA